UUUGAAGUUACGAAAGGCAAGACAGUCUGUUACAGAACCAUCCAUGAAAGAGUCUGUGUCUUUCCAGGGGGAAAAAAAAAAUCCAGCCCCCUUCAGUCCCGUACCCUCCUCCUCCUCCUCCUCCUCGGGUGAGGGCAGCUGCCAAUUUACGGACAACAACGUUUGAAGAAGGUGGACCACUGCCCUACAAAUGAAACCUGUGUCUGAUGGAGGGGGCGAUUUAGCACAAGAACUGGGAUUUUAUGCUUCCUCUGACUUUGGGUUCAGUUAAUAAACUUCAGGACACAUCUCCCUCUCUCCAAUAGACCCGCUGUAACCUUUCCGCCGUGGCAUUAUAAGCUGAAAUAAUGGAUAAAUCAAGAUGCAAGCAGCAGUUAGCGUUCAGCCUCCUGCUUGGGUUGUGGUUGCCUUACUGUUUAACUCAAACUACACCGUCAAACACCGCCACGUCAAAGCCCACAACGACACCGACACCAUCCCCAUCCCCCCGGCCCGAAAGACUAAAGGUCAGACUGUCUGGAUAUCCUCGAAAACACAACGAGGGACGGAUAGAGCUGUUCUACAAGGGAGAGUGGGGAACCAUCUGUGAUGACGACUUCACGAUAGCUAACGCCCACGUACUUUGCCACCAUCUGGGCUUCGUCUCAGCCACAGGAUGGACCCACAGUGCUAAAUAUGGCAAAGGCCAAGGAAAAAUCUGGCUGGACAACGUGCAGUGUCACGGAGGUGAGAAGAGCAUCGAAUUCUGCAAGUCCCGUGGCUGGGGCAACAGCGACUGCACUCACGAUGAAGAUGCCGGAGUUGUCUGCAAAGAUGAGAGGAUACCCGGCUUCGUGGACUCGAAUGUUAUUGAAGCACAAGUUGAUGAGAACAAAGUCGAGGAGGUGCGACUCAGGCCAGUGGUUGGCGUGGCCAAAAAGAAGCUGCCCAUCACGGAAGGUGUGGUAGAGGUGAAAUACAAAGAUGGCUGGGCACAGAUCUGCGAUGUAGGCUGGACAGCCAAAAACACCCGCGUGGUCUGUGGCAUGCUGGGGUUCCCUCAUGAGAGGAAGGUCAACAAAAACUUCUACAGACGUCUGAAAAAGCGAGCAGCUGAGAAGGUCUCCAGGCCAAAGGUUAAUGUUUCAGCCGGUGGAAGGCAGACACCCAAAGCUAAAGCUAUCAAUAAGUCUAAACAGAGCAGCCCUGGCAAAAGGUUGUAUUUGGAACGUCAGAAGAACAACUUCCAUCUUCACUCUGUGGCAUGUACGGGUACAGAGGUCCAUCUGGCCGCCUGUCCGCUGGAAUUCAACAAGCCAAACGCCACAUCCUCCUGCGCAGGGGGCAUGCCGGCUGUCAUUAGCUGCAUGCCGGGGCCGCUGUUCAUGCAAAACAGCGGUUUGAAAAAGAAACUGAAAAUUUCGACCAAUGUGAGGCUGAAGGGAGGUGCCAAGGUAGGCGAGGGUCGAGUCGAGGUGCUGAAAGACAACGUGUGGGGGACUGUGUGCGACGACCGCUGGAAUCUGCUGUCGGCCAGCGUUGUCUGCAGGGAGCUCGGCUUUGGCAGCGCCAAGGAGGCUCUCACCGGUGCCCGCAUGGGUCAAGGAAUGGGUCCGAUCUACAUGAAUGAGGUGAAGUGCCUCGGGCAGGAGAGGUCCAUCUGGGACUGCCCCGUUAAAAACAUCACAUCAGAGAACUGCCAGCACUCAGAGGACGCUGCUGUUCGCUGCAACGUGCCUUACAUGGGCCUCGAGACCUCGAUCCGAAUCACAGGAGGACGAACCCGCUAUGAGGGCCGUGUCGAGGUGCUGACCUCGGACCCUAAUGGGACACAGAGCUGGGGUCUGAUCUGUGGUGAAAACUGGAGCACCAAGGAGGCCAUGGUGGCCUGUAGGCAACUGGGCUUGGGCUACGCUAACCAGGGCCUGCAAGAAACCUGGUAUUGGGACAGCAGUAAUGUGACAGACAUGGUGAUGAGCGGUGUGAAGUGCAUGGGAAAUGAGAUGGCUCUGAGUCAGUGCCAGUACCACAAAACUGUCAGCUGCCAGAGAGCGGCAGCAAAGUUUGCAGCGGGAGUAAUCUGCUCAGAGACGGCCUCUGACCUCGUCCUGAAUGCCUCUCUGGUUGAGCAGACAGUUUAUAUCGAGGAUCGCCCUCUGCACAUGCUCUACUGCGCUGCAGAGGAGGACUGCCUGUCUAAAUCAGCUGCGAAGGCCAACUGGCCAUACGGACACCGCCGCUUGCUCCGCUUCUCCUCUCAGAUCCACAACAUCGGCCGCGCUGACUUCAAGCCAAAAGCUGGACGGCACUCGUGGGUGUGGCACGCCUGUCACGGCCACUACCACAGUAUGGAUAUAUUUACCCACUAUGAUUUGCUGAAUGCCAACGGUACCAAAGUGGCAGAGGGACACAAAGCCAGUUUCUGUCUGGAGGACACAGACUGUCAAGAAGGCAUUUCUAAACGAUACGAGUGCGCCAAUUUUGGCGAUCAGGGUAUCACCGUGGGCUGCUGGGAUUUGUACCGUCAUGACAUUGACUGCCAGUGGAUUGACAUCACAGACAUCAAACCUGGAAAUUACAUUAUGCAGGUUGUAAUCAAUCCAAACUAUGAAGUGGCUGAGAGCGACUUCACCAACAACGCCAUGAAGUGCAACUGCAAGUACGACGGACAUCGGAUCUGGUUCCACAACUGCCACAUUGGGGAUGCAUUGAGCGAGGAGGCAGAGAGGAGAUUUGAGAAAUAUCCCGGACAGCUGAAUAACAAGAUUUCUUAAUCGCCAGUAACUUCCCAGCAACUUAGAAACCAAAGCGGGAAUAAAGAUACACCUCACUAACUCAGAAAGAAAGACACAAACCUUUUGUCUUCAGGUGCUAAAACGGAUCCCCGCCACAUAUCUCUAGAUUUGUAGUCACUGAAGCAGCGAGCGUGUGCUCUACGUGUGAAUUAUUUUACUUGAAUAUUCAAGUGGUAAUUUUUCGUGUAGUCUGAGGUGAGUGCGUGCUAUAUUUUUACUGCAAAUUAAAAUUUUAUAAAGUCA
Messenger RNA from Pundamilia nyererei, 3017 nucleotides. RefSeq names its product lysyl oxidase-like 3b (gene loxl3b). Bases 348 to 2753 code for a protein of 801 amino acids. The record is from RefSeq and is a predicted model, not a curated record. Gene Ontology annotation, cellular component: membrane. The transcript is spliced from 16 exons. NCBI's taxonomy places the organism in Eukaryota, Metazoa, Chordata, Actinopteri, Cichliformes, Cichlidae. Gene Ontology annotation, molecular function: copper ion binding; protein-lysine 6-oxidase activity. Gene Ontology annotation, biological process: collagen fibril organization; peptidyl-lysine oxidation.